AUGCACCUUCCUGCGGGGGUCCAGAUCCUUUGGGGAAGCUACAGAAAUGUGACAGCACCAGUGAGUGCUGAGACAUCUGGGUGGCUACCUGCAUAUCAUGGCACUUGGUUCUAUGGACUCUGGAGCAUCCUUCAUCAUGGCAUUUUCCUUGAAUCCACCGAUGAAGGCAGAGGUCAUGAAUUCUCAACACCGGGCGUCUACGUCACACGGCGCUUCGAGACAGCCAGGGAAUACGCGCGGCCGCAUCAGCUCUUUUCGGAUGGGACCUUCUACCGCUGCGUCGUGAAGGUUCGGUAUGACCCUCAAGAAGUGCGGAAACAAAAAUCCAAGGGUGGAGAUCAGGUGGUGGUUCCAAGUUGCGCAGUGGUCAUUGAAGGAGUCUUCUUCUGCGCGAACGAUCCCCCAAUGAAAGGGGAGGAACGCUUUGAAGAUUGGCAAGAUGAACUGGAAGUGAUUCCAUAUGGUAUUGUCCCAACCGCGACGGAGCGCCUUGCAGCCGCGCCGCUGGAGGUCGCGGUGCCAGAGGCGCCUGUGGAGGCGGAGGUCGACGCGGAGGCAAUGCCGUUGUUCUGGCGGGUGGAUCUGCCGGAGGUGUUGAAGGUGCUCUCGCAACCUGGCGUGCUCCCCAGCAACUUUCUACCCGUGGUGAAGCCUUACGUGGCCCUGCUCUACCUGCGUGGCCACCUGCCAGAACACCGCGCGGCAAGCCGUUGCGGCAUGACGCUGCUGCAGUUUCGAAUCGCCAAGCAGGCAUUGGAGAAGCUUCAAGGGAAGCAGGUGGCGGUGAAGAUGACGGAGUUCAUCAUCGAGGAAAACGUGGCCUGCGCCGUGGUGGAGCUCCCCAAAGGCGUGCCAUGCGCCAGCAAGAUUCCGCACCUGACACUGGGCACACGGGAAAACGUGCCGGCGCAGCAUGCAUGCGACGUCUUGGAAGAGAUCCUGAGCCAAGGGCGAACUGAAGGCAUUACUCGGAUCAAAUUGCCCAAAGCCAAGGAGCUGCUAGGCAUUUUGGACAUCGAAACCUCCGACAGCUACGCGGGGAGGAAGUGA
Messenger RNA from Cladocopium goreaui, 1050 nucleotides. NCBI's taxonomy places the organism in Eukaryota, Dinophyceae, Suessiales, Symbiodiniaceae. The record is from the annotation of a GenBank genome assembly.